Messenger RNA from Miscanthus lutarioriparius, 948 nucleotides. NCBI's taxonomy places the organism in Eukaryota, Viridiplantae, Streptophyta, Magnoliopsida, Poales, Poaceae. The record is from the annotation of a GenBank genome assembly.
AUGGCGCCCUUCCUCCUUGUCCUGCUCGCCGUCCUCCUCCCCGCGCCGCCCAGCCUCGGAGCAGGCUACGGGGAGGGCUCGGGAACCAUCGACAUCACCAAGAUCCUCGCCGGCUUCCCGGAGUUCAGCAACUUCAGCGCCAUGCUCACCGAGACCAACGUCGCGCUCGCCAUCAACAGCCGCGACAAGGUCACCGUGCUCGCGCCCAACAACACCGCCGUCGCCGCGGCGUUCGGCGGCGUGCCCAAAAUCCCGCGCUCGUUCCUGGCGGACCUCCUCGCGCUCCACGUCGUGCUCGACUACAUCGACGAGCCCAGGCUGGGCGUGCUGAAGCGCGGGCGCAUAGGCCAGGGAUCCGUGGUCACCACGCUGCUGCAGGGCAUGCGCGCCGUUCCGCGGGGCACCGGCUUCCUCCGCGUCUACUCCGGGCGCGACGGGCGCGCCACGAUCUCCUCCGCCGCGCCCGCGGGGCUCCGGAACGCCACCGUCGAGAGGGUGGUCGCCGCCCAGCCGUACAGCCUGGCCGUGCUGCAGGUGAGCGGCUUCGUCGUCCCACCGGGCGUCAGAGUCCCGAAGCCGUUUCCACCACCAAGGGCGAGGCACAUGGCAGCGCCACCGGGCCAGGCGCCGGCGGCUGCGCCUGGACCCCGGCGCAUGGCAGCGCCACCAGGCCAGGCGCCGGUGGCUGCGCCUGGACCCCACCAUGAACCUUUCAUUGGUUCCGGCCCGCUGGUUCCGUCCCCGAUCAGGCCGAUGCCUACACCAAACCUCACAAAUAGUCCACCGGCGGCGCCAGGUGAGACAGGAGUCAUUCCGAUUCCUAGAUCGCACGGUGGCAUGGCAGCGAAGGUUCCAUCGGCCGCCGAAGCCGGACGCAUUGCGGCGAGCUGGUGGACUGGAGUAGCUGUGGCGCUCGGUAUCAUGACAUGCCUGAAUUUGCAUUUGUAA